AUGGACUUUUAUCGCAAUGCAUCAGCCAAAUUCCACUGUGCUAUGGUCAACACUGAGACGGGGAAAUGGUUCAGAGGGUCCUGCAUGAAACCAAUCCCCUUCAUCUGUAAUGGAGGAGGGUCUGGACACAGCAAUGUCGCAAGAAAUUCUAAACUCGGGUAUACGAGUCGCAUCAAGCUAGGACUGAAGACCGACGCAAAUCUGAACAAAGCUGUUGUUCAAAGUCAGAUCCUGCACCAGAUCCGUGCCAAACUUGAGGAACAUGGCCUGUCUGACUUUGCACUGCGCUGGACUCAAAUGGAGGGAAAGAGCUUGGAGGAAGGAGUAGAGGAAGAGGAGGAAUGCUGA
Molecule: messenger RNA, 348 nt
Organism: Knipowitschia caucasica
Lineage: Eukaryota; Metazoa; Chordata; Actinopteri; Gobiiformes; Gobiidae
Source: the annotation of a GenBank genome assembly